Prosopis cineraria is the source of this 3456-nucleotide messenger RNA. Its product is annotated as beta-1,3-galactosyltransferase GALT1-like. Gene Ontology annotation, cellular component: Golgi membrane. Gene Ontology annotation, molecular function: carbohydrate binding; UDP-galactose:N-glycan beta-1,3-galactosyltransferase activity. Lineage: Eukaryota; Viridiplantae; Streptophyta; Magnoliopsida; Fabales; Fabaceae. The record is from RefSeq and is a predicted model, not a curated record.
AAGAAGUUGAAUGAGCACUAUAUGAAAUGUCUCUGGUUUUUCCUUGGUGCUGAAAGGGGACCAGGACCAAAGUGUUCCUCGUUUGAUGAGAAGACAACCUGAAGAAUUGCGGCUUCAUAAACUCACAUUAAAACCACUCCCUACUCGAUUUCUCUCCCUUUCACUUUCCUGCAUUUUCCCGAGAAAUUUUCACCUGGUCUAAUAUGGUAACUGCAUCUGAUGUGUCCUCCAAUUACAAUUAACUCUGAAAGUGGAUAUCUAAGCCCAGAACAGGCUUGUAAUCCCUGGUUUUUGGUACUUAGCUAGGAGGGGGGAAACAAAUAUUACACUUCUAUUAAGUAAAAGUUUUCCUCAGUAUUUUUCCUACAGUCUGAUAAGAGUUUACCUUUUGCUUCAGAUGGCAUCAGUUAUCAUUGACUUCUGACUUUUGUUUAUUCAACAAGAAUAAAUAAAAAGUUACUCUUAUGUUCAUGGUUGGUUUCGUACUAGUCUUGUGUCCUGCUCAAGUGCCAUGAAAUUGAGGUCCAGGGCUAUGGAUUUGCUCAUGUGAUGAUCAAAAUGAAGAAAUGGUAUGGUGGAGUUCUUAUUGCCUCUUCGUUUAUGUUGUUCACGCUACUGUUCCUUAGAUAUGGAUUUAUGAAAAACCCUAUUGGGGAAGGUUAUCAGAAUAUAACUGUCAUUGUUAAUGGUUCUAAUCCUCUACAAUGGAUAAAUCCUGAGGUUUCACCUGCCAUUCAAAAUCGAGAGAGUGCUAUUCAUGCGAUUUCUGCUGAUGUUGUACUGUCCAGCCUCUUCUCUAAGAGCAACUUCACCAAGGAAGGGCUACAAGCUCUGCAGACAUGGAACCAAUUAAAUCACUUGCUUGAUAAUACUCAGGGUUUACCUAAUGCAGCAGAAGCUAUCAAGGAAGCUGUGGGUGUAUGGAAAAAUCUUAUAUCCUCACUUGAAGAAGAAAGAAAAGGUGGUGUAAAUGACAGUCUAAAUGGGAGAAGGAAAGAGAAACAAUGUCCUCAUUUUCUAAAUAACAUGAAUUUCACAGAGCAUGAUAAUAAUAGUUAUAAAUUGCGAGUUCCUUGUGGCCUGACACAGGGUUCUUCCAUCACUAUCAUUGGCAUUCCAAAUGGUCUUCUUGGAAACUUUCGGAUUGACUUGACAGGAGAGCCACUUCCUGGGGAGCCUGACCCACCAGUUAUUUUGCACUAUAAUGUCAGGCUUCACGGUGAUAAAAUUACUGAAGAUCCUGUCAUCGUCCAAAACACCUGGACAGUAGCUCAUGAUUGGGGAGAAGAGGAGCGUUGCCCAUCCCCUACUCCAGAAAAGAUUACAAAAGUUGAUGAGUUGGAGCAGUGCAAUAGGAUUGUAGGGAGGAACACAAACCUUUUCCAUCCCCAAGACCUCUAGGAGAUUUUCGUGACUGAUGAACGAUCAAAAAAUAGAACAUACUUUCCGUUUAAGCAAGGUUAUCCAUUUGCUGCAACUCUUAGAGUGGGAUCAGAGGGAAUCCAGAUGACAGUUGAUGGAAAGCACAUAACAUCAUUUGCUUUUCGUGAAACUUUGGAGCCAUGGCUUGUUAGUGAGAUGAGAAUUUCUGGAGACCUCAAGCUUGUUUCUGUUCUUGCCAGUGGUUUGCCCACAUCUGAAGAUUCAGAGCACGUCAUUGAUCUAGAAUCAUUGAAAUCAAAACCUAUACCUGUGCAAAGGCCAUUGGAUCUCCUCAUUGGUGUUUUCUCUACAGCCAAUAAUUUUAAGCGCAGGAUGGCUGUUAGGAGGACCUGGAUGCAGUAUGAUGCAGUCCGAUCAGCCAAAACUGCAGUGCGCUUCUUUGUUGGUUUGCAUAAAAACCAAAUAGUUAAUGAAGAACUGUGGAAAGAAGCAGAGACUUAUGGAGACAUACAACUGAUGCCAUUUGUUGACUACUACGGCCUUAUCACCUGGAAAACAUUAGCAAUUUGCAUAUAUGGGACAGAGGUUGUUUCAGCAAAGUUUGUCAUGAAGACAGAUGAUGAUGCGUUUGUUCGUGUGGAUGAAGUGCUUGCUUCAUUAAAUAGAAUCAAUGUGGCAACUGGGUUACUCUAUGGUCUCAUCAAUUCAGAUUCUCAUCCUCACCGUCAUACAGAUAGCAAGUGGCACAUCAGUCCCGAGGAAUGGCCUGAAGCAUCUUAUCCCCCAUGGGCACAUGGUCCAGGCUAUGUCAUCUCACAUGAUGUAGCAAGGACGGUAUACCGGAAAUACAGAGAGGGCCAUUUGAAGAUGUUCAAGUUAGAAGACGUGGCAAUGGGCAUCUGGAUAUCGGAGAUGAAGAAGGAAGGUCUAGAAAUUCGGUACGAGAAUGACGACAGAGUUAAUAACGUGGGCUGCAAGGAUGGUUAUGUGGUUGCACAUUAUCAAGGACCAAGAGAGAUGCUGUGUCUGUGGCAGAAGCUUCAACAAGGAAAAGGCGCACAGUGCUGUGGUGAUAGAAGAAGAUGAUUCCAAACUUGACAGACCAGAAUGUAACGUUCAACGUAAGUAACCCACAGAACGACACUGAAAUGACUAGCCUGUUAACAGAUCAUUAGGAUUUGGAAGUAGUUGUAGGGUAUAUUUUUGCUCAGAAUUUCUUUCAAGAUUCUAGUGAAGAUUAGAUUAAUUUGUCCCUUGUAGAUAGAGAGAGAGAGAGAGGGAGGGAGGGAGGGAGGGAGGGAGAUUCUUGUAUAGAGUUUAGAGCCGCACCCCAGUAGCGGAUAAGUUGGAUCCAGAUCCUCUCAGCAGCAGCGUGCCUCAGCAUGCCAAAUCUCAGCCCUUCAAUAAAUAUCCAAUGUCCUUUAUUUUGCCACAUCAUCUCAUAUAAAAAUAAUUUUAUUUUAAAAAUUAAUUCUUUUAACUUGUUCUAAAAAAAAUUCUCUUUAAUUUUUUUUUUAAAUAGAUCAGGCUAGAGUUUGAACAAGUUUGACCAUUAGUAUCUACUUAUAGUUGACUCACUUUGCAAAUUUUUAUUAAAUAGAUCAUGUCAGAGUUUGACUAAAUCAGGCUGUAAGUACUUGCUUAAAGUCUAACUUACUCUGUAGCUUUUUUUUUAAACAUAUUUUUAUUAAAUAAGUCAAGUUAGAGUUUGAAUAAGUUGGAUUAUGAGUUCUUUUGUGAAAAUCUGUAGAGUAAUUUUUUAGAACAAGUUUUUAAAAUAAAAAAUGAAAUAAAAAAUUAUUUUAAUGAAAGAAUUAAUUUUUAAAGUAAAAUUGUUUUUAUAUGAGAUGAUGUGACAAAAUAUGAUACAUUGAAUAUUGAAUGAAGGGUUGAGAUUUGGGACGUUGAGGGACGCUGCUUCUGUGAGGAUCUGGAUCCCAGAUAGGUUAUGUAAGAUCUGUGAAAUCUACUACACUUUUUUGGUUAGAUUCAGGACAGGUAAGCGAGGAACUUCAAAUUUUGAAUUCUUUCUUUCAUGACGCAUAUCACAAGUAUUAUUCUCUUUACUAUUAA